Phyllopteryx taeniolatus (common seadragon) is the source of this 735-nucleotide messenger RNA. RefSeq names its product BRICK1 subunit of SCAR/WAVE actin nucleating complex (gene brk1). Gene Ontology annotation, biological process: actin filament organization; cell motility; regulation of actin polymerization or depolymerization. Bases 42 to 269 code for a protein of 75 amino acids. Gene Ontology annotation, cellular component: SCAR complex. The transcript is spliced from 3 exons. Lineage: Eukaryota; Metazoa; Chordata; Actinopteri; Syngnathiformes; Syngnathidae. Gene Ontology annotation, molecular function: protein-containing complex binding. The record is from RefSeq and is a predicted model, not a curated record.
GCCGCUAGCUUGACGUAAAGUGAAACUCUUACUUGUCCAACAUGGCCGGCCAGGAAGAUCCAGUGCAGCGAGAAAUUCACCAAGAUUGGGCCAACCGGGAGUACAUCGAAGUAAUCACGAGCAGCAUCAAGAAAAUUACCGACUUCCUUAACUCUUUCGACAUGUCAUGUCGAUCCCGUUUGGCUACCCUCAAUGAGAAGCUGACAGCCUUGGAGAGGAGGAUUGAAUACAUUGAAGCAAGAGUGACAAAAGGAGAGACCUUGACUUAAACCUCAUCAUGCAAAAUUGAAGCAACCUGAUGAUAUCCUCCCAUUUCCCAGUGGCCCACUUAAUUUUUUGGAGUUUGCGUGAUCGAUUCCACCAUCCUUUUUGACGCUCAUUUUAAAAUUGUAUCACUAGUUUUGCUUGUUUUAUCUGAUGCCACCACUGAGUGUCUGUUAAUGGCAUUUUAAAGAAACAAAACAAUACCCAUGGAAAACUUUGCUUUUAACAUUUUGUGGACUUUAGUUCUUGUGAUAACAAAAGGUCUCGUUGGGUCACUUUUGUUUUACACCAUGUCAGUUACACAGCACAGAAUUGAUGAGUGGGGACCAUCCUCUUGUGCCAAGUUAAACAAGUCUUGUUGUGUAGUCUUUAAUAAGGACUUUGUGUACAGUGUACUCUUUGCUCAUGUGUCAACAUUUAAAUACUGUAAUAAAAUAUGAGAAAAACAUUGUUGGAAAAGAAACCAAUGUA